This is a messenger RNA of Uranotaenia lowii, 1578 nucleotides long. Its product is annotated as glycerate kinase. Bases 105 to 1496 code for a protein of 463 amino acids. Gene Ontology annotation, cellular component: cytoplasm. The record is from RefSeq and is a predicted model, not a curated record. The transcript has 2 exons. NCBI's taxonomy places the organism in Eukaryota, Metazoa, Arthropoda, Insecta, Diptera, Culicidae. Gene Ontology annotation, biological process: protein phosphorylation. Gene Ontology annotation, molecular function: glycerate kinase activity.
UACCAGAAGUACCCGAGUAAACAGAGCUGUUAUCAUCUUGUUAUCAGUUUCCUUGAAGUGCAAUGGAAAAAACGCAGAGAACUAUCUUGUCGUAGAGCGUUAACAUGGAUCAAAGGAUGGAGCUGCUAAGGAGUUUGUUUCUAAAAUCCGUUGAAUCGGUAAGACCGAGAGCCUUAUUUACGAAUUAUUUGCUAAGAAAUCCGAGCGUAAAGGAACAUCUGAGCCAUACAAACAAGCGAUAUCAUGUGGUUGGAUUCGGAAAAGCUGUCCUGGGUAUCGCCGUUGAGAUGGAACGGGUUCUGGGAGAUCGAUUGGUAGGCGGUUUUCUGAAUGUACCAGUAGGUACACUGGACCGUUUUCAAGCUGAUGAAGAGUUUCGGUUAAGCUCCUCUAGUAGGCUGAAGGUUUUCGAAUGCGCUCGCAAUAAUCUACCGGAUUCAGAGGCCGUUGAAGCGGCUAGAAAAAUAAAAUCAUUGGCUGAGUCAAUGACGGCUGAUGACGUACUUUGUGUACUGGUUUCUGGAGGUGGAUCGGCUUUGCUUCCAUUGCCCAUAUCUCCUAUUAUGCUUGAAGAAAAGUUAUCUGUGAUAAAGAUGCUAGUAACAGCCGGCGCUUCGAUUGACGAGCUUAACACAAUCCGAAUCCAGCUGUCCGAGGUAAAAGGUGGGAAACUUGCUUUGGCCGCUAAAGAAUCCCAUAGGUUGAUGAGCUUUAUAAUUUCCGACAUCGUGGGAGAUCCGAUCCCACUGAUAGCCAGUGGUCCUACAGUCAAAAGCAAUGUUUCUAAUCUCGAUGCGCGAAAAAUUCUAGAAAAGUAUCAACUAGCGGAUCAGAUUCCAAAAUCAGUUGAACAAGUCCUUUCAGAAUCAGAAACCCCCAUUGGCGAUGUACCUGGGGACAUUCACCUGAUCGGAAAUAAUAAAGUAGCUUUCGAAAGCAUACUUCAAAAAGCUAAAGAACUCAACAUAUUCACUAUCCCUCUGACGACGACGGCUCAGGGAAAUGUCCAAGACCUUUGUCAAACUUACAUAAAUCUAGUGCAACAAAUAGUAGAUUUCCAAAGUAGCUCGUUAAAAAAGUCGGUCCAACUCGAUCAGUUCACUUUGGAUCCGGGAGAAGAUGUUCUGGUGAUAGCCGCAGGAGAACCAACCGUAAUCCUGCAAGGUUCUGGACUAGGAGGCAGAAACCAGGAGCUAGCGUUGCGCUUUAGCCACGAAGCCGAUCGAGUUGGGCUGAAAGAUGUUGUUUUCCUGUCCGCUGGAACUGACGGCAUCGAUGGCCCAACGGAUGCUGCUGGGGCUUUUGGCGGUUCAUUUGUUCUGCAGGAUUUUCGAAAAACCAAUCCCGGCAAGGAUGCGUAUGAUUUUGUCCGAGAUAAUGAUUCGUAUCGAUUUUAUACAGCGUUACGUGAUGGGAAAUACCAUAUCAUAACGGGGCAUACUGGCACAAAUGUUAUGGAUAUUCACUUGAUUUAUGUGCCUCGUAGACAUCAAUGAUUAUUUACUGUAGCAUAAAUCUGAAAAUAAAUUCACAUGAAAGCAAAUAGGAGAUAGUCAUUAAAUUUAUAAUAACCUAUAA